AUUCGACCGUUGGCUCCUCCACUUCAAAAAGCCACCGGUUCAGUCUCUCCUCGAUCUUCCUAUUCUGUACAUGUGUGCGAGAGAGACAGAGAGAGAGCGAGAGAGGAGAGGAAGAUUAGAAGGGGGCGGCUAAGAAAUCCAGAAGGGAUUAAUCGUUUAUCUUUGUAGUUCUUGGACAUAUUCAAGCAUUAGAAAUGGCUUCAAGACCCAUUGUUCCACGACAACCCAGAGGUGAGGCAGUAGUUGGUGGAGGAGGUAAUCAGCAUAAGAAGAAUGGUGCGGCAGAAGCAAGAAACCGCAGAGCACUCGGGGAUAUUGGGAAUCUGGUCACCGUCCGGGGGAUCGAGGGCAAGCCUAAUCGUCCAAUCACAAGGAGUUUCUGCGCUCAACUACUCGCAAAUGCUCAAGCCGCGGCAGCUGCAGAAAACAACAAGAAACAAGUUUGUGUUAAUGUGGAUGGAGCGCCUCUUCUUCUUGACGGAGUUGCCGCCGGUGCCGGAAAAAGAGCCGGGGCACCAAAGCCGCCACCUCAGAAGAAAGUUAAUGUUAAGCCAAAGCCCGAGGAAGUGAUCAAUAUAAGCCCGGAUAUCGCGGAGGCUGAUGCUAAGACUAAGCAAGAGAAUCCUGUCAACAAGAAAAAGGAUGGAGAAGGAUCGUCAAGGAAGAAAGCACCCGCUUUUACUUCGGUCCUCACUGCUCGUAGCAAGGCUGCUUGUGGUCUGACGAAGAAACCAAAGGAGCAGAUUGUGGAUAUUGAUGCUGAAGACGCCGGUAAUGAAUUGGCAGCUGUGGAAUACGUUGAGGACAUUUACAAAUUCUAUAAACUAAUUGAGCAUGAGAGUCGCCCUCAUGACUAUAUGGAAUCGCAGCCUGAGAUCAACGAAAGUAUGAGAGCAAUUCUGGUGGAUUGGCUGGUGGAUGUCCAUAGGAAGUUUGAACUUUCGUUAGAAACUCUUUAUCUGGCCAUCAAUGUCAUAGACCGCUUCCUUGCAGUCAAGACAGUGCCAAGGAGGGAAUUGCAGUUGGUGGGCAUAAGUGCAAUGCUCUUGGCCUCCAAGUAUGAAGAAAUCUGGCCCCCUGAGGUCAAUGACUUCGUACACCUUUCAGACAGAGCUUACACUCAUGAACAGAUUCUGGUCAUGGAGAAAAUUAUACUGGGCAAGCUGGAAUGGACCUUGACUGUGCCUACACCAUACGUUUUCCUUGCUCGUUUCAUCAAGGCAUCUAUUCCAGAUCAAGAACUGGAAAGCAUGGUGUAUUUUCUUGCUGAGUUGGGUGUGAUGCACUAUGCCACCAUAAUAUACUGCCCAUCAAUGAUUGCUGCCUCAGCAGUCUAUGCUGCUCGUUGCACUCUAAAGAAGUCACCCGCUUGGAACGAGACCCUCAAGCUUCAUAGUGGCUUCUCUGAACCUCAACUAAUGGAUUGUGCUAAACUGCUGGUGAGCUUCCACUCAAUGGCUGCCAAAAGUAAGCUUCAAUCUGUGUACAGAAAGUACUCAAACCCUGAGAGAAAAGCGGUGGCGCUGUUUCCUCCGGCCAAAGCUCUCUUCUUGCCUUCGGUUGCCUUGAAGACCACAGUUUAAUCACAUUGCUUUUAUGUGAGACUGAGAGAGAGAGACACCUUGGAAUCAAUUUGAAUAUUAGUAGUAUUAUUAGUUCAAAGGUGGGUUGUAAAUUGUAUCCUCAGUAAUGUGAUACUUUGGUACUAAAGAAAAAUUCAUUCUCGUUUUGAAGUAAA
Messenger RNA from Corylus avellana, 1738 nucleotides. RefSeq names its product G2/mitotic-specific cyclin S13-7. Gene Ontology annotation, biological process: mitotic cell cycle phase transition. Gene Ontology annotation, molecular function: cyclin-dependent protein serine/threonine kinase regulator activity. The record is from RefSeq and is a predicted model, not a curated record. NCBI's taxonomy places the organism in Eukaryota, Viridiplantae, Streptophyta, Magnoliopsida, Fagales, Betulaceae.